AUGUUCGCACCACUCAACUACACGAACCCAGCCGACCUAGAAGACUAUGACAUUCCGCACGAUACGGGGAUGCCUGCCAUCCUCGCCGGCAUUCUCAUCCCUCAUAUAAUGUGCACCCUUGUCAUUCUCGGCCGCGUUAUCUCCCGUCUCUUCUUUCUCGGGAGAUGGUACAUCGACGACACCCUAAUUGUCACCAGCUGGGCCUUCUCCACGGCGAUAUGCAUCAUUUAUAGCAUCGCUGCCUACACACCCGACAUCCUCCUGGCACCCAACGAGCUAACCCUCCAACACAACCUAGAGGUCGAAGGCCGCGCGGGAUCCAUCCACCCGUACAUCAUGCGGACCUACCUAGGACUCAUCUUUUACCAAUUGUGUCUCUGCCUAACGAAGCUGUCCGUAUUAGCCUUUUACCUGCGCAUGUUUACCGAGAACAAGAAGGAGAGAUGGAUAGCGUGGGGAACAAUGUGCUUCGUUUUCCUCUACGGAAUCCCCAUGUUAUUCAUCAGCAUCUUCCAAUGCCACCCGCAAGACGGCCAAUUCUUCGGCCGCCCGAUGACGUGCUUCGGCUUCGCGCCGCUCAUCAUCUCUAGCGCGGGUCUACACACGGCCACGGACGCCUGGAUCAUCAUCCUCGCCAUCCCGUGCAUUUCCCGCCUCGACGUCCCGCCGCGGCAAAAAGUCGCCCUCUCCAUCGUUCUCAGCCUCAGCAUCUUCGUGAUCGCUGCCAGCCUUCUCCGUCUUCAGCUUAGCUUGCACAGACAUUUCAGGCCCGGCAGUGUGGGUGUUACGAAUACGCUUGCCUUCUUCGUCAUGACGAUUCUUGAGUGCGAUGUGGCACUUAUAUGUGCCAGCGCGCCGAUGUUAAGGCCUGUCCUGGCUAAGCUCUGGCCGAAGAUGAUGAUGAUGGAUCAGAGGCGGAGGAGGGUGGCAAUGACGCGGGACGACACGGAUGAUGGGAGCGUGGACCUCGCGUUUGCGGGUAGUUACCAUGGAUACCCGUGGAGAAACUUUGAUGGACCGGUUCCGAAGAAUGAGAGGGAGGUGGCAAUGGGCCAUGUUUAUGAAGGUUGGAGGUCGACGACGCCAGGUUCUACUCUUUCGGAUCUGGAGAGGGCAACAGAACGCGGGACGACGCCGCUUAGCCUGAGAUCCUUUUUCGGGAGUACGAGGAGACUUCCUCAGCAGUUUCACCGUUAUAACGAAGAUGAUGGAAGAGCCAUGUUGAGGAGCGAUGUUGCUGCUGAGAGCAGACCCGUCUCGAUUGGUUUCGAAGAUUAUUUCCUCUCCCAUCAACAGCCCUUACCGCCCACACCUCAACAAAGGACGAACAGCAAGCAGCAGAAGAAGAGUAAAGAGUACGAAGUGUCGGAGGCACGAUGGGACCAAAGCCAGGAAAGCUUCGUCCUGGGCGUCGACGACCCAAGGUACUCGAGACUAUCACCGGUAUCCGGGUUCAGUGGCGAAACAUGUGCCGCGCCUGGAGAAGGCGAAGGUGAGGAAGCGGGACUGACCACGGCGACCCCGACGACGGGCGAGGAGCGAGUUCCACAGGAACUCGUGGAAUGGUCGAUGGAAGGAAAAGAGAAGCUUUGA
This is a messenger RNA of Scedosporium apiospermum, 1593 nucleotides long. Its product is annotated as Integral membrane protein. The transcript has 4 exons. The record is from RefSeq and is a predicted model, not a curated record. NCBI's taxonomy places the organism in Eukaryota, Fungi, Ascomycota, Sordariomycetes, Microascales, Microascaceae. Bases 1 to 1593 code for a protein of 530 amino acids.